Oldenlandia corymbosa var. corymbosa is the source of this 1071-nucleotide messenger RNA. The record is from the annotation of a GenBank genome assembly. NCBI's taxonomy places the organism in Eukaryota, Viridiplantae, Streptophyta, Magnoliopsida, Gentianales, Rubiaceae.
AUGGGUCGUACAAAGUUGGAGAUAAGCCAAAUCAGUAAGGAAUCAACACGCUACAAAAUUUUUAAGAAUAGAAAAGAUUCUUUGUUCAAGAAAUUGCUUGAGAUCACCACUCUUUGUGAUCUGGAUGCCUGCAUGAUCCUGUAUCCUCUCAGGGGUGGAAAAUGCUCGGAAACCAUCCACAGAGAGAUAUGGCCAGACAAUUUAACUAAGGUUUCUAAGCUGAUCAACGACUACGGAGCUCAUUAUAGCGCUAAUAUCAACGUUAGCGCUAGCCUGAGCUUCACUUUGACUGAUUUUUACAGAUUAAGAAAAGACAAAAUCCAAAAAGAGAUCAAGAAACAUCUCAAUAAAGAAAUGGAAAUGUUGUACCCUACCUCGAUUGGUUCAAUGACGAACACUGAUGAUCAAUGGAGAGAACUACCUAGCAAAUUGGACAGUAGGCUUAAUAAUGUCAAGCGUAAGAUGGAUUCUAUCGAGGGAUCACAAAACAAGUUUGGAAUCAAGGAUGGUUAUCAGUUAUUCCGGCAACAACCACAACAACAGAUGGUGACGUAUGAAAACUGCAACAGCCAUGCAAACAACACCAUAACAACAACAAGAUCAUCAAUGCCACCGCCUACAACAUUAGGUCAAAACAAUACUAUAGACCAAUGGCCGGUUAAUGUUAGUCCUUUUUUGGAGAAGAAAAGUGACUAUAAUCUUGUUCCUCCGGCGUUGCUCUACCAAGAUAAUCAGAAUCGUAAUGCUUCAAUGGGGAAACCGCAGAUAGCUUGUCCGAAGAAUGACCAUUAUUAUAGUGGUUAUAGUAAUGGUACAUCAUUGUCAUCAUCCAAUUAUCACGGUCAAUAUGUUCCACUCAAGCAAGAGAUAAUUCCGUAUGCAAACUAUUAUGGUUCAAGCAGCGAUGUCAGCCAGAUCCAAAACAACGUAAAUUAUGGUUCGUAUGGUUAUCCUCGCUUCCCUGGCCUAGCGGGUUCAUCAUACCAGCAGCACCCUAUUGUGGCUGAUGAUGGUCGAUGCUCAUGUUCAACCUGCAGCCGGUUUGCAUUCUUCGGUGGAAGAGGAAUAUAA